Molecule: messenger RNA, 1355 nt
Organism: Spea bombifrons (plains spadefoot toad)
Lineage: Eukaryota; Metazoa; Chordata; Amphibia; Anura; Pelobatidae
Product: THAP domain-containing protein 1-like
Exons: 3
Coding region: 213-833 (206 amino acids)
Source: RefSeq, a predicted model, not a curated record
UGUAGACAAGUGCGUGGACAUUAAUGAAUCACGGUCUUCGGGCAAAUGGCCGCUUGUAUGUGACGCUUUUGCUUGGUGCCGGAGUCUUGCUCUUAUUUUUCUCCGUGUGCAGUCGGUGACGGUUGCUCUAGCGCUUAGCAUCGCAACAUAACCAUGUGGGAAGAACUGGUCAAUGGGGUCUAAUCGAGUAUUCGACUCGCCUGAAGAAAAGCAUGACCGUGUGUGCUGCGUACGGCUGCAAGAAUCGUUUGUCUAAAGGAUGUGGAAAGCACUUCUUCAGGUUUCCCAUUAAAAAUCCCGAGAAGCUCUCCAAAUGGAUUGCUGCGGUCCGCCGGCAGAGUUGGAGUCCUACGAUUUACAGUAGACUCUGUAGCGAUCACUUUACGGAGGCCGAUUACAUGCUUCGCCCGGGGGCAUCGAGUCCUUAUCUCCGGACGGACGCCGUGCCGUCUAUCUUCCCCGGCUUUCCGCCUUCUUUAAAGACUUCAACCAAGAAAAAGAGAAACGAGAAAAUCCUUGCAGCCGAGCCUUUCAUUAUCGUACCGGAACCGCCAGCGCCGGUCCGAGAGCCGAAGCCAGCGGAGCCGACGCUCGCGUCCACCGACCACACUUACUCUGCUGUAUCGAACGAUAAAGAGAACGCUGUCCCUGCUCCUGCUGUAAGUCCCGCCACCAUCAAAAUGCGCAAGAAAAUAAAAAGACUCCAGAAACAAGUACUUCGGCAAAGAAACAAAAUAAAGACCAUGAAAUUAUUAUUAAGUCAAUUGAGAAAAGAUCUGGCCGAUUCGGAGCAUCCUAUAUAUUAUUUUAUCCCUUCGGCUGACUUUCAGUAGGGUUGUUUGGCAUCUGAUCGGGUUCUAGAAGCGCAGGCUCCGGUAUUCUAAUGGGAGGUUUGUAAACUUUGCCAUUCUGUUUUCUAGCUGAUGUCGGUAGAGGGUAAAAAGCUCUAUACUUUAACACAAUCCAAGGCUUUACACCGCAGGGUUGGGUGUCCUUGAGCAGCAGCAGCGUUUCUCUGGGGGAAGUCGGGAGUCUGGUUCCUGGCACGUUAAGGCUCCGCAGUGACCUGCAGCGGCACAGUCUUGCCUGGUGUUCAGGGCCAUUCUUGGCACGUGUCCCGGUAGCUGGGGCCGUGUGACCCAGUGCUUGGAUCUGAUGGGCGUGCGGUGGAUGGAUUUGCCGUACGGAGUUACAAGAGGUCUCGCUGGGGGAGGGCCAGAAAGCAUUGACUGUCUUCAACGAAGCAGGAAGCUGCCGUCUGUAAACAAGCUUGUGCAUAUUUAACACUUUGCUUCCCAAGUGUUUGGGACACAUCACCCAGAAUGAUAAAUCCCAUUCAUUCCAAGUCAGGAAAA